AUGUGUGCAGUUGCAGGAGUCAUCCUCCUCGACAACCUGCUUGGUAGCAAUGUAGUAGCGGUUGCCACCACGAGCGUCGACCUCGUGCUCGACGGCGACCUUGCUCAGGUGGGUGAGGAUGUUCUCCAUCAUGGUGUCCUGGGCGGAGCGCUUCUUGCGGCCGAGGUCGUCCAGGCGCUUCCAGCCGGUCAUGACGUAGUAGACGAUACCAAUGACGAUGAUGACGGCGAUGGAGUAGAUCCAGACCAGGACGAUGGUGACAAUGUCGACGGCGCCGUUCUCCGACAGGUUCUUGGCCAGGGAGGCGGGGAUAGCGGGCUCGCCGAGACCACCAGAGAACCAACCGAAACCAGCGAAGAGGGAGGCGAGGAUGUCAACACCGAAGAUGGCGCCGAUGAGCUGCCACGAAGGGAAGGUGUUGAAGCCACGGGUGACGAAGAUGAGCCAGUUCUCAGUAAGGGAGAUCUGGAGGAAGAGGAUCUCCUGGAUGCUGCCGUAGUGCUGGAUGAUACCGCCGUUCUCGAGCCACAUGGUACCGCGGAGGAUCCAGGUGCCUAUGGCGAGCAGAGUACCGAGGACGAUGGAGAUGAUCCAGAUCUUGGGCAAUUGCCACUCGACGGGACGGCGCUCGUAGUGGGCGUUGUCGUAAGCGACGGCGAUGGUGGCAAGAUCAGCGAACAGGGCCAGGAAGACGAUCAGGUCGACACGAACAGUCUCGUUGAUGGCGAUCUGAAAGAACAAGACAUCGAUCAAAAGUCGUGGACUUACCAUGGACGUGACGAGGUAGAUCUCGAGAUGGAGACAGAGAGCGAUACGGUACUGGAUGUAAGCCUUCAUGCGCUGGAAGAUCUGCCUGGAGAUCUUGAUAGCAGACACGAUUGUUCCGAGACCGGGGGCGAGGAAGACAAUGUCAGCAGCGGCCUGGGCAGCCUCGGUGGCACCCUCGACAGCGAUACCACAGUCGGACUUCUUCAAGGACGGGGCAUCGUUGACACCGUCACCAGUCAUGGCAGUGAGAUGGCCACGCUGCUGAAGCAUUUCGACGACCUGGUACUUGUGCUCGGGGAAAACUUCGGCAAAACCAUCAGCGCGCUCGCAAAGGUCGUGGAUAGCGCUGCCAGCCAUGUCGCUGUGGAGGAGCUUGUCCGAGUUGUAAACCUUGGUACCCAUGGCAAGCAUGCGGCAGGUCUCCUUGGCGAUAGCAAUGGCGUCACCAGUAAGCAUCUUGACGGAGAGACCGAGAGCCUGAGCCUCAGCGAUGGUCUGGGCGGUAUCCUCACGGGGAGGGUCGAAGAGGGAAAGCAUGCCAAGCAUCUGCCAGGGGCCAUCGGCCUCCUGGACGGCAACAGCGAGCGAACGGAAACCACGGCGGGCGAACUCGGUGGCCUUCUCCUUGAAGAGACGCUUCUGCUCGUCGGUGCAGUUGCUGAUGGCAAGGACGGCGUUGGGUGCACCCUUGCAGCAAGUGUACUUGACGCCCUUGUAGUUGCAGAUCGAGGUAAUACGCUUGGAGACGGGGUCGAAGGGAGUGAACUUCUCGGUGGUCCAGCCCUCAGAAAUCAUCUCCUUGGCCUUGGGGUAGCGCUUGAGGGUGAGGAUGGUGAUCUUGUCGAUGGGGUCGAGGGACUUGAUGUUGUGGCUCGAGGCGAGAGCAGCGACAGCCAUCAUCCAGUUGAUGUCAACGCCCUCCAUGACGAACGGCUCGCGGACCGAAAGCUGGUUAGCGGUAAGAGUACCAGUCUUGUCGGAGCAGAGAAUGUCGACACCGGCAAGCGACUCGAUAGCGGUGAGCUUCUGAACAAUAGCCUUCUCCUUGGCGAGGUAAGCGGCACCGACGGCGAGGGUGGUGGUGGUAACGACGGGCAGACCGACGGGGACACCAAUAAUGAGCAGAAUAAGAACAUAGUGAAGCAGGUUGACGGAGCUGUCCUGGGGGUAGGCAACAGCCAAGUGACGGUAGAAACCACCAAUCCAGGCAGCGAGGAUGAAAACGACGACGAGAACCAGGAGAGCAGAACCGAUCGAGUUCAUGAUGGCCUUGAAGUGACCCUGGUCCUGAGCACCCUGGACGAGCGAGGCGGUCUUUCCGACGAACGAGGCCUGGGCGCCGUGGGUGACGAUACCGUAGGCCUUUCCGCGCUUGCAUCCGGUGGUGUAGUAGACGGUGUCGGUCAUGUACUUGUCGACGGCGAGAGACUCUCCAGUGAUGGCAGACUGGUCAAUGGCAACAAUGGCGUGGCCGACGUGGGGAGUACCAUCCUCGUCAUCAGACUCGUACUUCUCGCCGCGGGGGCUGGAAAUGUCCUGGGCGUUGAGUUCGGCCUGGUACUGGGCGAAGCCGUCCCUGGCAUUGUCGUAGUCGCAGAUAAGACGGGCAUCGCCGGGAACAACAUGGCCUUCCUCAAUGAUGACGAUGUCACCAGGGACAAGCUCCCUGGCGCGGAUCUCCUGUUCACUGCCGUUACGGACGACGCGGGCCUUCAUGGCGAUGUCACCCUUGAGGGAGGCGACGACAUCGGCGGCUUGCUUCUCUUGGUACCAACCGACGAUGGCGUUAAGCAGCAGGAUACCGACAAUGACACCGGCAUCGAUCCAGUCUUGAAGGGCAAAGGCAAGGAUAGCAGCAGCCUCCAUGACUAUAGAACAGAAUCGAAGAAUGGGACCCUGGAAGAAACCAAUGAACUUGAGAAGCAUGUUCUCCUUCUCGGUGGUGAGCUCGUUCCAUCCCGAGUACUUGCGUCUCCUCUCAACCUCGAGGGAGUCAAGACCGGCCGAAAUGUUGGUGUUGAGCCACUCAGCGGGGGUGUUGAAGUCCGAAAGGCUCUUGGUGGCACCCUUGGGCCUCCAGAAAGCCCACCAGGGGGCCUUCUUGACCUCAUCGCUCUCUAG
This is a messenger RNA of Pyricularia grisea, 2889 nucleotides long. RefSeq lists its product as uncharacterized. Lineage: Eukaryota; Fungi; Ascomycota; Sordariomycetes; Magnaporthales; Pyriculariaceae. The transcript is spliced from 4 exons. The record is from RefSeq and is a predicted model, not a curated record. Bases 1 to 2889 code for a protein of 962 amino acids.